AUGAGUCAGAGAGUGGCACAGAACUAACUCGAGUGCAGUGCGAGAGCAGUUUGAGGAGUUUUAUACUUCCUAAAACUACCACAUACUACUUUUUAUUAUCUUAUCUGAUCGUAAGCUAACUGGUGAAGACUUAACACAUCACACAUCCGGGCCACUGCGUAUUUUUCUGUGUAUAAUCCUGAGUUUGGGCGUUUCUCGAAUUCGAAAGGAAGUGUUGGAUCCAUGGCUGAGUGUAUUGACGAAGAAAUGCCGGAGGAGGCUCAACCCCUGCGGCAGGACCUGACCUGCCCCGUGUGUCAGGGCAUCUUCCGGGACCCCAUGCUGCUGCCCUGCACCCACAGCUUCUGUCGGGAGUGUCUGCAUAACAGUGCGAAGGUGAACAAGAAGUGUCCCGUGUGCAGAACCUUGUUUGAGGAAUCGCAGGCCAUCGCCAACCGCGCGCUCAACAGUACGUGCGAGACUUUCCUCAAGCAGUCUAAUUGGAUGCAGACCCGGAAGCUUCCCAAUGAGGAAGACACCUGCAACCUGCACCUGAGGCCUCUGGAGCUGUACUGCGAGAAGGACGAGGAGCCGCUGUGUGUGGACUGUGUGGCCAUGCACAACACACACAAGCUCUUCUCACUCAAAGAUGGGGCUCCGAUAUGUAAGAAAGAGCUGAGCUUCAAAGUCCAGAUUUUUGAAAAGAAAGUGGAGGAGUACAAGAAAUGGACACGCAAACUCAGCAAUUCAGUGGAAUACGUCAAGUAUCAAGCUGAGCAGGCAGAGAGGCAGAUCAAGGCUGAGUUUGAGAGGCUGCACAAGGCGCUGGUCGCAGAAGAAGCUCUGUGCCUCAAAGCCCUGUCCGAUGACGAGGGGCAGAAGAUCGCCAGCAUACAGGGGAAGAUCGACAAAGCAAACGAGGACAUCGAGGCUUUGAAGGCGCUCUCUGAAACCCUGAAGAAAGAGAUGAGCAACGACGAUCUUCCCCUCCUGAAGAAUUUCCAGAAGUUAAAGAGAGAAGCUCAGUGGACUAAGGACGACCCUUCCAUCCCUUACAACUCGGUUUUGAACAUGGGCAAACAUGUCGGUGCUUUGAGCUUCAACAUCUGGAAGAACUUGCAGGCCCAUGUCAAAUAUAACCCAGUGGUGUUCGACCCCAACACCGCCUCUCCCUGGCUCUCCUUGAACCCAGACCUGUCCUCUGUGAAGGAAAGCUCGGAGCGGCUCACCGUCCCUGAGAACCCGCAGCGCUUCGAUCCCUGCGUCUUCGUCCUGGGCGCUGAAGGUUACAAGACAGGGAAACACAGAUGGGACGUCAUUGUGGGCGACAAUCCCAAGUGGAUUGUGGGAGUGUGCAAAGAGUCCGUGCCCCGUAAGAAGAAGUUCACAGUCUCUACUAACCGAGGUGUGUGGUCCAUUGGACUGAGCAAAGGCGUGUACACCGUCUCCACCCCUGAGCGUACGGAGCUGCAGGUGCAGCAGCGCCCCGAGAGGAUCCGCAUCAAGCUGAACAUGGAUAAGGGAGAGGUGUCAUUUUGGGAUGGGGGCACGACGAAGCACCUUGUCACGUUAACACACGAGUUUGAUGAGGAGAUGUUCCCUCUCUUCGGCCCUGGGCUCUAUAGUAGUCCUACGGUUCUGCCUCAGGGAAAGAUAGCUGUACACACAUCAUAGGCCGAUUUACAAAACUAGGAUUGGAAAUAAGAAUAAAAACCUUUUUACACACAACCUUUUUAAAGUAAGAUACAUUUAACAAAAUGUCACUAUCAGUCACACUGAUUGAUUACAAGUCAAUGUAGCAAAUAAAGGAUACAAAAUAAUAAGGGAUUGAACAAUACAAUUGAGAAAAACAAUCAGUGUAUAGAUAAUCAUGUAAAAAAUCUAAUUAAAUAUAAAAUAAACAGUUUAUAAAUUGGAAAAUUCAGAAAUUACAUUUUUAGUUAACGUAUAAUUCCUUUUCAAGUUCUUUGUUUAUCAUAUAAACAACAAUAACACAGAAGCAGUCGUUUGCUAUGGAAGUCUCAGAGUCCCUCUAACAAUGCUAAAACUAAAAACAAAUAUAUAUGUAAGAAUAUAAUAUAUGUAAUAAAAUAAAACUUAAAAUUAAAAAUUCUAGAGAUAAAAUAUAUUUCUAAUUCAAAGUACAUAAAAGACGAUAAGGAUAUAUUUCAGGUUCGGCAUAAGGGACUCAUGAGAAUUAGAGCCUGUCAAGCUGCAUGAUGCAUCAUUUGAGAAAUUACUUUCUGAAUACUGAUGUCGUUUAAAAAAACUAAACUGAGACGUGAUGAUUUGUUUUGAGAAAGCAGAGGAUAAUCAAAGCCCAAUAUGUUGACAUGUGCCUUAGCUGGAGGAAAGUGGGUUGAUCACUCUUUUGUCGCUACAUUACUAUGGACAGAAACGAAUACAAAAUGACACCAAAAUAACUGGGAACUUGGCUGACGCUGGUGCCAAAACUGAUCACAUUUGAAGUGGUUAAAAAAAAUCUCUCUAGACAUCCAUCUUUUGAUAUCUGAGGGUCAAUAAAUACAAAUGUGAAUGUAUUUAGGUUGCUUGCUUUACUAGAUUUGGGUGCUUUUAUAGUAGUUACGUAAUCCUUACAUUUUUACUUUACACAAUUGUUAGAAUCAAUUGAAAGAAUUGCCUUUAUGCUGGGGAAAUCAUUUGUUGUACUUUUAUAUAAUGUUGUUAUUUUUACUCAAAUAUUGUGGUUUAAAAUGUUAACCGAUCUGUGCUGUUUGGUUUGUUGUAUAUUUUAUCACUCGCUACACAAAUUGUGGCCUGGAAGUAGUCAUGCUCAGUGACAGCUUGUAUGCUAUUGCCUACUACUACUACUACUGCUCUGAAUCUGUUUUUAUCCACAAUCUGUAUUCGCUGUCUCCAUGUAAUCACUUGUUUAAUAAAAACCAAUAAAAUCGAA
Molecule: messenger RNA, 2896 nt
Organism: Trematomus bernacchii (emerald rockcod)
Lineage: Eukaryota; Metazoa; Chordata; Actinopteri; Perciformes; Nototheniidae
Gene: trim35-28
Product: tripartite motif containing 35-28
Exons: 6
Coding region: 223-1653 (476 amino acids)
Molecular function (GO): zinc ion binding; protein binding
Source: RefSeq, a predicted model, not a curated record